This is a messenger RNA of Eupeodes corollae, 2422 nucleotides long. RefSeq names its product protein-tyrosine sulfotransferase (gene Tpst). Lineage: Eukaryota; Metazoa; Arthropoda; Insecta; Diptera; Syrphidae. The record is from RefSeq and is a predicted model, not a curated record. Gene Ontology annotation, biological process: peptidyl-tyrosine sulfation. The transcript is spliced from 7 exons. Gene Ontology annotation, cellular component: Golgi apparatus. Bases 1022 to 2296 code for a protein of 424 amino acids. Gene Ontology annotation, molecular function: protein-tyrosine sulfotransferase activity.
ACAACCACCAUCGCUAUUCUAAUACCAAUCAUAAAAACGGGCGAACCUCCACCAUCCGCCACCGCUACCGUCGUUGCCAUCACCGCAUCGGACAAGCAAGGACGAAGACCAUCAAAAGACGUCUGACUAACCUGACAACUAAAGACGAGGACAACGCAAGGAUGACGACAACAGCAAAGUUACAAUAAAAAAAAAUAAGAAAAAGACUCUUAAAAGCCAACCCGCCAAUUUUGCCCAAAAAUAAAGACCAAAAACCCAUUUUUUUGUAUCCUAAAGCCCAGUCAACAUCAUUGUCCCAAAGUAAACAAAGAACGAAAGAAAGAAAAUCAAUAAGCUGAAGGAAAAAGAAAUCGUCUAUAGUUGAAUGUAACUCAAACUAUUCCAAGGCAGAAGGACACAGAAUAGAGGGUAUAUCAACCCACUCUGGAGGCCUCGACUGGAAAGAAAAAAAUGAAUAAGCUACUCCUCGCACAAUCACAAAAUUGGUUCUUCCUGGCUGCUGCAUAAAAAAUCAUUAAAACCGUUAUCCCGUGUCCGUCCAUCAGCACAAAUAUUUACAGAAAAUCAACUUCAAAAAUUCCCUGUGCUAUCCAUCCACAUCCACACUCACGUCCACAUCCACAUCCAUCCAUUCAUUCAUUGAGUUCUUCUUCCAAAGAACAAGGAUCAUCCGUGGAAUCCUCUUGCAGUAUACCUACUAUAGAGCGAACGACCAUCAAAGUCAAACAAAACGAAAAAGGACGAACACACACAAAAAAAAAAAAAAAAAAAUCUCAACCAAAAUUAAAUUGGACUGGAUAAAGAUUGCAAAACAGGAACAGGAAGGGUUCAUCUUCUGCUUGACCUGCGACAAUAAAGUUGUUUUAACAAAAAGGACAUAUUUCAUUCACCUUUCUUAUCUCACCCACCGAGAGAGAGAGAAAGGAUUACAGGACAUCAAGCAAGAAAGAAGGCAUUAUUAUAAUAUAUAAAUUAUAACAAAACAGACAAAGAAAGUAAGCGAAAGCGAGAGAGAGAAAAAAUGAGACUUCCGUAUCGAAAUAAGAAAGCUACCCUAUGGGUUAUGUUCGGGAUAGUUGUUGUCACAAUGUUUGUGUUCAAAUUUACGGAGCUGCGUCCGACGUGUUUGUUCAGGGAUGACCAAGAGUCUGUCAUGGUCAGAGAAGAGAAAUAUGUAAUGGGCGAAGACCAAAAAGUCUACUCCUACAACAGAGAAAUGCCAUUAAUUUUUAUUGGAGGUGUGCCCAGAUCGGGGACAACACUAAUGCGGGCCAUGCUCGAUGCACAUCCAGAUGUUAGAUGUGGCCAGGAGACACGUGUUAUUCCAAGAAUCCUUCAGCUUCGAUCGCACUGGCUUAAAUCGGACAAGGAAAGUUUGCGACUGCAAGAAGCCGGCAUAACCAAGGAAGUCAUGAACAGUGCCAUUGCACAGUUCUGCCUGGAGAUAAUCGCCAAGCACGGGGAGCCAGCGCCACGGUUGUGCAAUAAGGAUCCACUCACUCUCAAGAUGGGUACCUAUGUGAUAGAACUAUUCCCAAAUGCAAAAUUCCUCUUCAUGGUUCGUGAUGGUCGGGCGACAGUGCAUUCAAUUAUUUCACGGAAAGUCACGAUUACUGGAUUCGAUUUGACGAAUUAUCGGCAAUGCAUGGCAAAGUGGAAUCAUGCGAUUGAGGUUAUGCACAACCAAUGCAAAGAAAUAGGGAAGGAACGUUGCAUGAUGGUCUAUUACGAACAACUGGUGCUUCAUCCCGAAGAAUGGAUGAGGAAGAUUUUGAAUUUCCUAGAUGUGCCAUGGAAUGACUCAGUGCUGCAUCAUGAGGAAUUCAUAAACAAACCUAAUGGGGUGCCACUGUCUAAAGUGGAAAGGUCUUCAGAUCAAGUUAUUAAACCAGUCAAUUUAGAGGCAUUGUCAAAGUGGGUAGGUCAAAUUCCGGAAGAUGUGGUACACGAUAUGGCUGACAUAGCACCAAUGUUAUCGGUAUUGGGCUAUGACCCAUAUUCAAAUCCACCGGAUUAUGGUAAGCCAGAUGCUUGGGUACAGGAUAAUACUUUUAAGCUAAAAGCCAACAAAAAGCUAUGGGAUAAUCGUGCCAAAGAGGUACUCCAACUCCUGCCAGUCGAUAAGGACACAAAAUCAGACGAGGAUAGUUUAAAUGAUUUAUUCUCAGAUGUUCGUUUGCAGCACCAACAACAACAACAACAACAAAAAGAAGACGAAGGUGAUACACUACAAGCCGAUACCAAACCAAAGGACUCACAAUUAAAAUCGAAAAAACUCACCAUCGGGAAAACAUGAUACCGAAUUCCUAUUCGUAUAAACCAUAAUAAACAAUUUAUUUAAGUUUUUUUUUUCUUUCUUAAUAAAUAAAAUAAAACAAACAAAAAAUUAAAUAAAGUAUAAUUAAAUAUUGAUUUAAAAAAA